AUGGGUGAUGGGACUGUAUACAAGCUACAUGCUGGCUGCAAUGGAAGCUCCUCUAAUGCUACAGAUGUUUGCCUUGUCAACGGCACUGCAGUUUGGGGGCAGACCUACUGGAUUGAUGAUUUGACAGGAUAUCUGCUGCACACAUAUAACCAGACUGGUGUGUUCAAUGUGAUGUUGACAGGAUAUCUGCUGCACACAUAUAACCAGACUGGUGUGUUCAAUGUGAUGUUGACUGCUUCUAAUCUAGUCUCAAAUCAGUCUGACUGGACUGUAACAAAUGUACAGGUUAUCAUCGCCAACUUCACUAUCCACAAUAUACCUCCCAUACCAUACGGGCAAGAUAACAGUGAAAUUCCUCUGACAGUGGGUGCAGGCAGUAACAUGAAUGUCACAGUACUAUUUGGUAAUAUGACAUUAGAUACAGCAUACGUGAAUGAUGAAAGGGAAGGCUUGGCAAUUGUACGGGUUUCCGAUUAUUUUGGUUACGGAUAUUAUCCAGUUGAGGUCAAUAUCUCCAACCUUGUCACACCAGCUCAGUCAUACUAUUCCGGAGUUAGGGUUGAUUAUGCCAUUACAGACUUGGUUGUAUCUGUCGACAAACUGUUCCUACCAGUCGACGACUUCAUGACCAUAAGUAUUAAGAUGUUCUGGUGUUCCCGUUUUAACACCACCAUUCUUUUUGAUGAUGGUUCAAUGCUGGCAUUCUACACAGAGUUGCUUCUGGCGCCAGAAAAUAUAACAAAAUAUCAUGCUUAUACCUCACCUGGGAUAUAUCAACUAUCAGCAGUCAUUGAAAAUCCUGUGGGCCAUUUUGAAGGCAAUUACUCCAUUGUUGUCCAAUAUCCUGUUCGUAAUCUUGAGCUCAGGGUGAAAUCUCCCCAGAUUUUACCAAUUGGUUCUUCAAUAAACACUCUGUUCAACCUGACCUUUUUGGGUUUAGUAGAACCAGCUACAAAUGCAAGUAUAAUGACAGAUUUUAAAGAUGGCACCAUCAUUAUUGAUCCAUUCCUUGCAAAUGAUUCAACCCCCAUUGUGUUUGGGAUGUGGCAUCCAUACAUAGACGCAGGCACAUACAACGUCUCCAUGAAUGUCUCGAACCUGGUCAGCUGGAUUUUCCUACACCAGGUUGUUGAUGUUGAUGAAAAGUUGUACGAGGUUGUGCUCACUCCAGCUCUCCAUUAUGUCAUCACUAACACCUUUGUAGACCUACUGGUCACUAUGCUGGCUGGAACUCGGGCGACAUGCUUGUAUGAAUCCGGAGAUGGGUCUCCCACAGUUUUGAUUCCUUGUUCCCGGAUUGCAGUAGCAUCCGUCAGCCAUCAAUACGCCACAGUUGGUGUAUACCACCCAAGUGUGUUUGCAAACAACUCUGUUGGCUAUGUUUUUGUAUAUUCAUCUAUAGGUCCGAUAUUCGUUCAGAAUCCAGUUGUAGGGUUUAAGACGGUUUCGUUAACAAAGAUUGCCUUCAUAGGUCCACCAUAUACCCCAACAUAUGAACUUACACUGAAGUUUGAAUUGCUGUUUGAUAACAGAGAGUUAUUGCCAACAAAUGCCUCAUAUAAAGUUGACUUUGGUGAUGGGUAUGUCACUUCAGUUCUGGAUCUGCCACCCAUUGUGAAAGUAACCAACUAUAAUGGGUCUUAUGACCUGAUGCUCGAAUUAACACACACAUACAUUCAUGGUGGUAACUUCUCUAUCGACAUUACCAUAUGGAAUUUGGUGAGCAAUGUCACUUACUCAGACACUUUUGACAUCUACGAAGCCAUUGCAAAUUUAAGAGUGAAUACUUUUGGCUAUGAUGCGGGUGUAAAAAUGACUGGGUUAGGGCCUGAAAUGAAUUACUUUGCCCAAGAAAACCCUGUGUGGUUCCAAGCCAGCCAUGACAAAGGCAGCCAUGUUUCUUACUUCUGGAUAUUUAAUGAUAGUCUGAGUGAAUCAACAGAUUUGAUUGACUACGUUUUGCAUAACUACCUUGAACCAGGCAUGUAUAAUGUUCAACUAAUCGCUUCAAAUUAUAUUGGAUCAGCAACAGUCUAUCCAAUGAUUCAUGUUCAAAGAAGCUGCAAAAAUAUUGCGAUUUCGUCUGACACUCCUCGAUCGAAGAACACCACCUUUGAUUUUCCUGUCUUCCCUGGGAAUAUAGCCACUGAUGCCUGCUACAUGAUUGACUUCAAAGAUAACUCGGCUGAACCAAGUCAAUACCAAUUUUUUGGUAACCUUGAUUACUGUAAAACGGUUCCGGAAUGGUCCGCAUUGUUAGAUAAGACCAUUGGCCACUUUGUGGCUGUUUCUUCAUGGGAGUUAGAAGUUAAAAGGUUUGAAUUUUUAAAUCAACCAACCACAACUGGCCUUCCAACAACAUCUACUGUUUCCAUCACUACGACAAUAAAAACAACUACAACCAUGACUACCACAACCAGUUUAGCAACCACAACAUCAACACCUAGCUCGACUAUGACUUUAGCAACCACAACUGACCUAUAUGGUAAUUUCACCACAACUACAGGUGAGCCAACUACAUCCACAGACCCCUACUAUAAUUUCACUUCUUCUAGUAUUGCUGCGACAACAACAGGCACAACAACAUCAACAACAGAUGGUACAACAACUAUUACAACAACAACGUUGAUUCCAACAACAACUGUACCACUGUCGUACAAUUCCACUUGGAAUAUAACCAUUCAAACGAAGUACAUGAUCCCGGGGAUGUAUGCCACAGAGCUGAAGUGCAGAAACUGGGUGUCCCAAGAUCAAGCCGGAUGGGAAACAGGGGUUACAAAGGGUCAGUGUUGGUGGCCUUAUGUAAAUGUCUCUUCAGCCAACCCAUGUAAAGCUCCAAUGUGCGAUGAAGCUGUUCCAACGAUGAGAAAGGCUUACCGGUCUGAGAAACUUAUAAUUUAUUCCAAUGUGACAAUCAACUGUACAGCAACCAAAAUUGCUUUCUUUUGGUGGAGAGUAUUCAAGCAGAAUCUUGAAGGAGAAAAUGAGACAGAGGUCACCGAUUUGAAAGGUGCAGAUUACUACUCCAUUGGGGCGAGAAAUCUGAUAUUGACGGGAAAUACACUUGAGUAUGGUCUGUACAGGUUUGAGUUGAAUGUGAGCAUGAAUGAAACAAUGGGAAUGGACAGGCAAGAUAGCUUGUUCUUAAGAAUUGUAGAAACACCAUUAGUCGCAAAAAUUGCUGGUGGAGAAUACGUGAUGAGACCAUGGGGAGACUUUCUGCCUUUAGAGAUUGAUGGCGGAACAUUCUCAUAUGAUCCUGAUAUGGAAGAUCCUGCAGAUAAGACGGGUAUGGAGUUCAUCUGGCUCUGCAGACGGACAUGUGAAAGUUGGCCACAGGAAUUUACUGAGGAUUAUAAUGUAGCAGUGAGUAUGCCUCCAAAUAACUGCUCCUACUCUGAUGUUACUGACCGAGGGUGCAACAAAGUGGACAUGUUUGAUUCAUCAGGUCGAGUCGUGAAUGCUUCUGAGCCAAUAUUGACCGUGAUGACUGGAGACAUGUACGAGAGUGACUCAGUGAUUUUUCGCCUCAUCAUCAAGAAGGGUUCACGGGAAAGCGAAGCACUCAUUGAAGUGUACGUGUCUGCUGGCGACCCCCCUAUCUUCGGACUAGAGUGCGUGACCAACUGUGGUAAGAGCCUGUCAGGAAGGCUGCUGGUCAACCCGGACAGCCGCUUCGGGCUCAAGUCAGUCAUCGGAAGCUGGUCAAGAGGCGUUUACUUCUAUUAUAAUUGGAAGCUCUAUGGAACAAGUGGUGACAGAUCAACGCGUGAGCUUAUAGACUACAGUGUCUGGGAAGGAUACACCAACACUGGCAUUGAUGGUCCCAACAUGGCCAUCCUGCCAGGCCUCAACUAUCCCAGUUACAUGCAAUUCGACCUGGUUUUGAAGAUCUGGCGCUGGGGUCAGAAUGAAACUAAUCACGGCCUUGGGGAAAUCAGCUUUUCCCUGAAUACGAAGCCAACCGGUGGUAACAUGACGAUCUGGCCAACAUCUGGUGAGGAGUAUAGCACCAAGUUUCGCAUCACUGCAUUUGGAUUCAGCGACAUGGAAGAUGGCACGGACCGUUUUCAUUACAAGUUUGGUUACCAAUUUGAGCCAAACGAAAAGGUCACCUGGUUCUAUGAUGGCAUCGUGAACAGUAACAAGGACAGAGAGACACCAUUCCCAGCUGGCCUGAGUUCCAACCAAUACAGUCUGAUUGUGAUAGCAAGAGCAUAUGACCUCACAGGUGCCUUCCAGGAUUUUGUAUCUUCUGUCAUUGUUACACCAGCAGAUAGUCUAUCAAAGUCAGAAAUGCUUGUGAAUGCCACCCUGGAUGGAGGCCUCAUAGACAACCUGUUUGUUGCUGCAGACAUCAAGGUGGCGCCUGUCACCAACUGCCUCGGUAGAUUCCUCAAUGAGGAGGCAGAUGGCGCCAUGGCCGCAGCUGUCCAGUUUACGACCACUACCGCUGACCCUAACCUCACUGAGACUCAGCUUCUCCAGAUGCAGCAGGACAAGUUGGAGGCCGACAGACUGCGGAGAGAGCAGACUCGAGAAGCAAUCAUGCAUGGAUUUGAGCGUAUCAACCCGACAACUUUAGAGGAGAUGCAGACAACAAGUGCUGCUCUUGCAAUCCUGGCAGAGAAGGAGACUGAACUCUCACAGGCGGCUCAGGACAGUGCAGUGCUGAUAGUUGACAACUAUGCCAAAGUGUUCAAACGUGAGAGACACUCUUCAGCAGAUGAUCGUGAAGAGGCAGCCUUGAUGGUCAUUGAUUUCAUUGGUAAGAUGGCCCAGGGGGCAGGAUACCUUGCUGAUAAGGUGACCAAGGAGUCGAGCAUGCUGGCCUCUAGUAUGCUGAGUGAGACAGACUCGGCCUCUAGCACAACAACAACAACCACUAUGGCCACCACCACGAUGUCCGCUGCAGAAUACAACAUGAAAUUGCAGGAACUAGCUUCUGCAAAGGAAAAGGCCAAGGAGGCGGCACUCAAGCUGGAGAAGGCUCUAGGACAGAUCAUUGAGACAGUGGCGGGCUAUAAGGUGGCCGGAGAGAAUCUGAUGCAGCUUGACACGCCCAAGAUGGCUGUCACCGUGUCCAAACGACUCACCAUCAAUAUGAACAAUGAGUCAAAGUUUGAUGUCGGUGGUGACUCACACGUUUUGGUUCCAAAGUCCCAGCUGAUAUUUGGUGAAUAUGGCAACGAGACGUCUUUUUUCGGACAGACUGAGAUUGUAUGGCAACCAAAGAACUACUACACGUGGACAAACAGCUCCGAUGGUGAGGCAAAAGAAAUCUCAAGUAACGUCAUCAAUAUCAAGUACCGUGACGACUCAGGAAAGGAAUUGCCAGUGAAAGAUUUGAAGCAGGAUUUUGACAUAUUUUUAGAUCGUAAAGAUUUUAUUACCGAAGAUACUUUAAAAGAUGGGCUGACACAAGAAUGGGAAGAUCCAAUGAUGAUACACACAGUGACAGUGAAAGUUGGAAUGGCCCUGUCUUUAACUCUCAGCCAGUUGUUCAACAUGUCCUCGUACAAUCCAGAGGUGGACCUGGACAACAACACCACGACCCCAGCACCUGAGCAGGAAAUAACUAUAGAGACAGAUAACGUAACGUUCUACCUCUAUAUCAGUGCUUGGGAAUCGCCAACUAUUUGGAAGCAUGAUUUCAACUGUGUCCUUCCUCUCUCGGCUGAACGGAUGAAUGAAAUGAUGGCUUAUAUGGAUGACUUGACCUUUGAAAACGACACUUCCCCACCUCGGACAACCUUCAUGACUGACCAACCCAACAGAUGGACUUGCUUCUUCAGUAUACAGGACCUCAACAUAACUGAAGAUACGCCUUACUAUGUGGGGGUCAAGCACACAACUGAUGAUAUGGAUAUGCCAUGGUUGGAGGUUCAGGAGCCAAACGGAACCACCACCACCACUACCAGCACCACAACUACUACAACCACAACCACAACCACUACAACCACAACCACACCUACGACUACCACGGAUAGCCCCACAACAACACCCCUGCCACUAUGUUCUUGUGUAGGGAAAUCUUGGUGUAAAGAAAAAUAUAGCAGCGUAAAACCUUGCACUCUCACAAUAGGAGAAGGAGGAGGGGGUGGAGGUAGUAAUGGUGGGGGUGCAGGAGGCGGGAGUGCGCAAACAACCACUGUUCCGCCCCCACCUGCAUACAAGCCGGCACUUUAUCGACUCAACUUCUUAACGACCUUCUGCGUCUGGUGGAACCCAGAAACUGAUACAUGGAACUCCGAGGGCUGCCAGGUUGGUCCAUUAACGGAGGUCACACGAAUCCACUGUCGGUGCAACCACCUGACGGCGUUUGGGGCUGGUUUUGCCGUUCCGAUGAACACAAUCAACCUGAGUGACUCUGCAUUCAAGAACCUGGACUCGAACCCGAUUGUGUUUGCCACCAUGGUCUCCUUGAUGUGUCUGUACCUGCUCAUGUGCAUCUGGGCACGGAAAAAAGAUAAGAAAGAUGCCAUCAAGGCGGGAGUGUCACCAUUGCCAGAUAAUGAUCCACGAGAUAAGUACCUCUACGAGAUCACCCUGUACACAGGGGCACGCAAAGGGGCAGGCACUACAGCAAAGGUUUCGUUCAUCCUGACCGGGGACAAUGCUGAGACAGCCCCUCGGGCUGUGGAGGACCCAGAGAGGCCCAUCCUGGGGCGCGGGGCAGUGGACACCUUCAUCAUGGCUGUUCCUGAACCUCUUGGGAGCCUCACACAUCUCAGAAUCUGGCACGACAAUAUGGGUGAUGACCCAUCAUGGUACUUCAGCCGGUUCAUGGUCCGGGACAUGCAGACUGGCAACAAGUAUUACUUCAUAGCGGAGGAAUGGCUCUCACUGGACUGUGAAGAUGAACUGAUUGACAGAGUCAUUCCAAUUGCUUGCAAGGCUGAGCUGACUAACUUUAGCUUCCUGUUCUGGGCAAAGGCAAAGACGAACCUCACAGACAGCCAUAUCUGGUUCAGCAUCUUCCAGCGUCCCGCCAAGAGCAACUUCACGCGCGUGCAGCGUCUCACUUGCUGCCUCUCCCUGAUCUUCUGCUCCAUGUGUGCGAGCAUUGCGUGGUACGGCCAGGCGGCGCAGUCUGACCAGGCUCUCACGGUGGGGCCAGUGAAGAUCUCACUGGCUGGUGUGUAUGUGGGGAUCCUUAGCAGCGCUAUGACGCUGCCCAUUAAUCUCAUAAUUGUCCUGCUGUUCCGAUGUUCUCGCCCUUUGCCACAGAAACCCAAACACAAUCCAAAUGCUCUUAUUUCGGAGAAGAAAUCUGAGGAAGAUGGUAAUGAGAAGAUAACCAUGGAUGAUACAGCUGAUCUGCCAGAGAUAUGCAAUGAGGAGGAAGAGAAUGUUGAGUAUUUUAUUGAAGAUGAGUUUAAAAAUGAAGUGGACUAUCUCAACAAAGGUGAUAACAGCAAGAAGACGCUGCACAAAGGUGAGGUGACAGCGGAGGAUGCCGGGCUGGUGCAGAUUGCUAAUAUUCCUCUGUCAAAGGACUUGGUGGAAAACAAGAAGAGAAAGAAGACAUCGUGUCGUCUGCCUCACUGGUGCAUCUACAUAGCUUACUUCCUGUGUUUCUGCUCAGUUGCUGUGGCCUUCUGGGCCACAGUUGAGAUUGCUGGGGUGUUCGGGAAGGAAAAGUCAUUGGAGUGGCUUAUUUCCUUCUUUGUGUCAGCCUUUGAAUCAAUCUUCCUCUCUCAGCCUUUAAAAGUGUUUGCCCUUGCACUGUUCUAUGCCUUGGUCAUCAAAAAACCGGACGUGGAGUCUGAGGAGGAGGCGGGUACCGGUCUGAACUCUGACGAGGAAUGGCUGCACAAGCACCUCACUGAGCGCGAUCUGCUCAACCCAGAGACACUCAGAGCACUCAAGAACAUGAAGGAAAAUGCACCCCUACCUCCUGAGCUGGAUUUCCUGAGAACAGCAAAGGCUGAAAGAGAGAAAGAGCGUCAGAUGCAUGAGAUUAUCAAGGAAGUGGUCAUCUGUGUCUGCUACAUUUUCCUUGUGCUUCUACUUGCAUACACAAAUCGUGAUCCAAACUCGUAUAAUCAGUAUGUGACCUAUAAUAAUAUCUUCAACAAGGGAGAGUUGGCAAGGGCAACAAUUGGUGAAGGGAAGGCAUUUGACCAGAUCAAGAACUAUGAUGAUUUCUGGAGCUGGACUAAAGAUGUGUUGGUGCCCGGCAUGUAUGACCGGGUGUCCUACAACAACGAGACCCAUGAUGAGCCUCUCAUUGCUGACAGAAUGUCCAUCCUGCCCGGGGGAGCCAGGAUCAGGCAGCUACGCAUCAACAGACACAGAUGCGCAGCUCCGAUGGACUAUGUGAUGUACUAUUGUGAGGCAGGGUAUUCCAGCAUUGAUGAGGACAAGGGAGACCACCUAGUGGCCUGGCAGCCCCUGGACAUCACCAACCUGACCCAGGUUCCCCACACCUACUACACUUAUCGCACCUGGCAAGAACUGGACGGCUACCCAUACUUAGGCCAGUUUGCAACCUAUGGAGGUGGGGGGUAUGUUGCUGAGCUGGGCACAGAUGCAGACACCGCCUCAAUGGUCCUUGAAUUCCUUCGUAGUACCAGCUGGAUCGAUUCAGGCACACGCGCAGUUAUAGUGGAGUUCAACCUCUACAACCCUAACAUGAACCUGUGGGGUGUAUCUAUGUACCUCUUGGAGUUUUUGCAAACUGGUGGUAUCGAGGUGAACCCAAAGUUUCAUAUAAUGCGCCUAGACAGAUACGCGGGUGGGUUCAUGUACUUUGUCCUGGCAAUGGAGUUUGUAACCAUUUUGUUUGUCCUUUUCUUCACCGUUAGAGAGAUUCGCAUACUUCAGAUUCAGAAAAAGGAAUACUUCAAGAAUUUUUGGAACUGUUGGGAGUUUGUCUGCCUUUUGUUCGUGUACACAAUCAUUGUGUUGUUCAUCUAUCGGACGGUGGUGAACGGUUUAAAGAUGAAGGAAGUCUCAGAGAACCCCAACGUAUUCACCAACCUGCACAAGGCUGUGCUACUGGAUGAGCUAUGCGGCUACUUCAUAGCAUUCCUGGUCUACAUGUACACAAUUCGCUUCAUGCGGCUAUUACGAUUCAACAGAAAAAUAUCCGUUCUUGGUGAUACUUUAAUGGCUGUUGCAAAACCAAUAGUGAGCUUCAUGAUAGUGUUUAUCUUUGCUUUUAUUGCGUUUGCACUGACAGCGCAUAUAUUCUUUGGGAAAACUCUGCGGACCUUUAGGACAUUUGUGACGACAGUUGAAACACUCACCGUCAUGAUGCUGAACAAGUUUGACUACGAAAGCAUGAUGAUGGAUUCAUUGGUGGUGGGCCCAAUACUAUUUGGGUUCUUCUGUGUGUCGUUCAACAUCAUUCUCAUCAACCUCCUCAUAUCGGUGGUGCUGGAGGGAUUCACUGCGGUGAGGCGUGACAAGCAGAAGCAGAGCAAUGAUUAUGAGAUUGUUGAGUUUGUGAUGAAGCGAGCAAAAAUGGUGCUUGGUGUCGGGCAGCCAAAAAAAAGCAGACGACAUAAUUUGCCUGUCAGUGAUCCAAGAAAGAGUAGAUUUGUUUAUGUUGAAAAACUCACUGCAGAGGAGCAGAAGAUACAGGAGUUAGAUGAGAAGGUAGAGAGGAUGCUGUCACAGCUGGAGGGGGUCACAGACGUGAACACAGAGGCCGAGACGAUGAGGGAGGAACUGGAGGAGUACAUGAGCAGACGUCGCCGCAUCGUGGUCGGCUAACACAACCUCAUCCGCUCGAUUGCAUCAAAUCUUCAUUGUGACAUUUACAAAAUAACACCUCAUGCAUGUUUUAUUGCUCAUCAAACAACAAUUUAGGGUUCUCAUGCAUAGUAAUGAAACCAUGAAGGAAUGCAAAACAUCAAAAUGACAUACUUCUAUAUACAUGUACUAGUAAUACAAAAAUUAUAUAUCUCACAAUGCAGUAUUAGUUUCCAUACUCAAGUUAAGUUAAAUGUCAAGAAAGAAAAAAUAUAUAAAUUACAUGCAAAAACUAUAUAGUAUAGUAAAUUAUUCAGAAUUUAUGCAAAAACACUGAUUAACUUGUUUGUAGUUAAUGUUUGCAAAGCUGUGCCUGGCUCUUAUUGGCCAAGGGAAAAUAUACGCUGACAUUCAUGGGCGCUGAACUUUGACCCGUUUUCUAUCCCUCUGCUUAUCCUCUGUGACUGUCAAUGUCGUGUUGAAUUUGGUUGUUUUUAAAUGACUGAAAAUUUUACUUAUAAAUGCAGAGAACAUUGAAUUUCAGACAUUUGAUUUGAUGUUUUUAAAAUUGCAAUGAAACUAUCCAGGCAGUGCUUUUACCAGCUCCCUGUACGUUUCCUAGCCUAGAAAUUUCAAGGCAGUGCUUUUACCUGUUCCUUUUAGCAGCUACCUGUACAUUUCCUAUGCCUAGAAUUGUCCAGGCAGUGCUUUUACCUGUUUCUUUUAGCAGCUCCCUGUAUGUUUCCUAGCCUAGAAUUGUCAAGGCAGUGCUUUUACCUGUUCCUUUUACAGCUCCCUGUAUGUUUCCUAGCCUAGACUUAUCAAGGCAGUGCUUUUACCUGUUUUUCCUAUCCUAGAAUUGUCCAGGCAGUGCUUUUACUAGUUCCUUUUAGCAGCUCCAAUUACGUUUUCCAUGCCUAGAAUUGUCCUGGCAGUGCUUUUACCUGUUCCUUUGAGCAGCUCCCUGUUAUGUUUCCUAGCCUAGAAUUGUCAAGGCAGUGCUUUUACCUGUUUCCUAGCCUAGAAUUGUCAAGGCAGUGCUUUUACCUGUUCCUUUUAGCAGCUCCCUGUACAAUUCCUACGCCUAGAAUUGUCCAGGCAGUGCUUUUACCUGUUCCUUUUAGCAGCUCCCUGUAUGUUUCCUAGCCUAGAAUUGUCAAGGCAGUGCUUUUACCUGUUCCUUUUAGCAGCUCCCUGUUAUGUUUCCUUGCCUAGAAUUGUCAAGGCAGUGCUUUAACCUGUUCCUUUUAGCAGCUCCCUGUUGUGUUUCCUAACCUUGAAUUGUCAAGGCAGUGCUUUUAUCUGUUCCUUUUAGCAGCUCCCUGUACGUUUCCUAGUCUAGAAUUGUCAAGGCAUUGAUUUUACCUGUUCCUUUGAGCAGCUCCCAGUUAUGUUUCCUAGCCUAGAAUUGUCAAGGAAGUGCUUGUACCUGUUCCUUUUAGCAGCUCCUUGUACGUUUUCUAUGCCUAGAAUUGUCCAGGCAGUGCUUUUACCUGUUCCUUUUAGCAGCUUCCUGUAUGUUUUCUAUGCCUAGAAUUGUCCAGGCAGUGCUUUUACCUGUUUCUUUUAGCAGCUUUCUGUACGUUUUCUAUGCCUAGAUCUUUCUGUAUGUAUUAUUGGUAGACAAUACUGAAAAACAUAAACUUGUGUCUGAUAAUUAUAAAAAUUACUGUGACAUUCUUAAUCAUGUGAUUGUUAAUUUGAUCAUUAAAAAGGUUAAACUGG
Messenger RNA from Dreissena polymorpha, 11427 nucleotides. RefSeq lists its product as uncharacterized. The record is from RefSeq and is a predicted model, not a curated record. Gene Ontology annotation, biological process: detection of mechanical stimulus. Gene Ontology annotation, molecular function: protein binding; calcium ion binding; calcium channel activity. NCBI's taxonomy places the organism in Eukaryota, Metazoa, Mollusca, Bivalvia, Myida, Dreissenidae. Gene Ontology annotation, cellular component: membrane.